This is a messenger RNA of Eimeria mitis, 5838 nucleotides long. RefSeq lists its product as uncharacterized. Lineage: Eukaryota; Apicomplexa; Conoidasida; Eucoccidiorida; Eimeriidae. Bases 1 to 5838 code for a protein of 1945 amino acids. The record is from RefSeq and is a predicted model, not a curated record. The transcript is spliced from 17 exons.
AUGAAAAUAGAAAACGACACACGGGCCUCCCUGAGGACCCUAUCAAGGGAUCAGCUGGCGGGUACCCUGAGGUCCCUAUACACCGCAAAGGAGGGUCUCCUUGAGCUGCUGGCAGAGGUAUCCGAUGAAAAGGAGACACUUGUGCAGCAAAGGAGACAGCUGCGGGGCGAGGAGAGUCGGCUACAGCAGGAGAUCGAGAGAGUCGGCUACAGCAGGAGAUCGAGUCUCCUUCAGCUGCUGGCAGAGGUAUCCGAUGAAAAGGAGACACUUGUGCAGCAAAGGAGACAGCUGCGGGGCGAGGAGAGUCGGCUACAGCAGGAGAUCGAGCGGGCAGCGAGCGGCCUCAGUCUAUUUCAAGCCGUCCUAAUGGACUUCGGCGUCUCUACAUUUAAGGGUUUCUACCCUCGCAGCAGCCGCAGCAACAGCAGCAGCAGCAGCAGCAGCAACAGCAGCGGCAACAGCAGCAGCAAACAGGGGGGCCCCCAAUCCGAUACCCAAACCGGCCCCCAAGGAGAGCCACGGAGACAGUCAUACCCCUCUGUCUCCUCUUUCAAAGAAACAAACCCUCCUGCUGCUGCUUCUGCUGCUGCUGCUGCUGCACCUGCUGCUGCUGCAGCUGCUGCUGCAGCUGAGCGUGAGUCUGAAAGGGUACCGGGGGCCUUCCGCCGCGCAGGGGCCCCCCAAGGAGUUAUAACAAACCCCCAGGGGGGCCCCUCCUGGGGGCCCCCUGGGGGCCCCCCCUCUGAGGGGAGAGGUACCCUGGGGGCCCCCCGCACAGGCGCUGUGUAUAGCAGCAGCAACUUGUUAUCUAUGGGGCCCCUCGGGGGCCCCCCCGCUCUGCAUAGCCGCCAAAGGGUACACUUGGGGGCCCCCAAGGAGGAGGAGACAGAGGAGACACCGCAAGAGACUCAGAGCAGCAGCAGCUGUGAAAUACCUGCUGCUGCUGCACCUGCUGCGGCUGCUGCUGCACCUGAUGCUGCUGCUGCAGCACCUGGUGCUGCUGCACCGGCUGCUGCCGGUGGUGCUGAUUCUGCAGCUGCCAACGAUGCUGCUGCUGCUACUGCCUGCUUGAACAGCAGCAGCAACAGCAGCAGCAGCAACAGCAGCAGCAGCGGCAGCACCAGCAGCAAAAGCAACUUUGCAUGUUUACCUCCGCUAGAACUCUCUACAGGGGACAAAGGAGACACCAGCAGCAGCAGCAGCAACAGCAGCAGCAGCAACAGCAGCAGCAGCAACAGCAGCAGCAGAAAAACUCAGGGCAGCAACACCAGCAGCACUACGUCCCACAGCAGCAGCAACAAGAGCAGCAGCAGCAGCAGCAGCAACAGCAGCAGCAGCAGCAGCAGGAUGCAGGAAGAGUGGAGAUGCAGGAGCCGUCUGCUGGCGCUGCAGAUAAACGAUGCUCUGGGCGUUGAAGCUCCCUCAGGGGUAUUUGCUGCUGCUGCUGCUGCUGCUGCUGCUGCAGCAGCAGCAGCAGCAGCAGCAGAUGAAUCUGCAGCAACAACUGAAGAAGAAAACGAAACAGAGGGAGAACUGCAGAGCAGUGCUACUCCUGGUAUCACUCCUGCUGCUGCACCUGCUGCUGCUGCUGCUGCUGCUGCUGCUGCUGCUGCUGUUCAAAACUCAGGGCAGCAACACCAGCAGCACUACGUCCCACAGCAGCAGCAACAAGAGCAGAAAAACUCAGGGCAGCAACACCAGCAGCACUACGUCCCACAGCAGCAGCAACAAGAGCAGCAGCAGGCUCAGGCGAUGCAGGCCCUGAAGCACCCAAAGAAAGCAGCAGCAGGAGCAGCAGCAGCACCAGCUGCUGCUGCCGCUCCCGGGGGCCCCCCUGCUCUGGAGGGGCCCCCAGGUGGUGAGGGGGGCCCCCCCACGGCAGCGCCAGACGAGGGGCCCCCUGCUGCUGCAGAGGAGACAGCAGAGCAUCUGCUGCUGGGGGCCCCUACAAGGAGUGCAGCAGCAGCUCAGGGGGGCCCCGAAGCCGCUGCAGCAGGAAAGGAGGCGCCUACAGGCAUGGCCAGCAGCAGCAGCAGCAACAGCAGCAGCAACAGCAACAGCAGCAGCAACAGCAGCAGCAGCAGCAACAGCAGCAGCAGCAGCAGUCAGGACAGCACAAGCUGCAGCGGAAUACCCGCAGAAAGGUGCAGCAACGAGAGCAGCAGCCAUACAGAUGGCAGCAGCAGCAGGAGCAGCAGCAGCAGCAGCAGCAAACGGAAAGCUGCAGCAGAGCCCCUGACCCUUGCAGACCAGUUCAGCACCAGCAGGAUAGGCAGCAGCAGCAGCAGCAGCAGCAGCAGCAGCAGAAGCAGCAGCAGCAGCAAACGAGCAGAUACUGCAUUACCCCUUCCUUGGGAGGGAACCCCACAAAGAAGCAGCAGGCAGCCACCAGCUGCUGCAGCAGCAACUGCAGCAGCAGCAACUGGUGCAGCAGCAACUGCAGCAGCAGGUGUUCCAGCAGCAGAAGUUGCUGCUGCUUCUGUAAAUGCUGUUUCAGCAGCUGCUGCAGCAGCUGCAGCAGCAGAACCAGCUGCUGCUGCUGCUGCUUCGCUUGCUGCUGCAGCACAGAAGCGUCAGAGCUGUCUAGAGGGGCCCCCCUCCUCUGUGCGGCUGUCGAGGGGCCCCCAGGAGCAGCAAGGGGGGCCCCCGCUGUACCCAAGGCAAGAGGGGGGCCCCCCAAAGACCCUCUGGGGGGUGCAGUCACCGCGGCUGCAGCCGCCCGCUCCCGCAGCAGCUGCAGCAGCAACUGCAGCAGCAACACCCCUUCCUUGGGAGGGAACCCCACAAAGAAGCAGCAGGCAGCCACCAGCUGCUGCAGCAGCAACUGCUGCAGCAGCAACUGGUGCAGCAGCAACUGCUGCAGCAGCAACUGCAGCAGCAGGUGAGGGGGGCCCCCCAGGGGCCCCUCGAGCUGCAGGCGUGUGUGUUGAACUGCAGCCACAGCAGCAGAGCUGUCUAGAGGGGCCCCCCUCCUCUGUGCGGCUGUCGAGGGGCCCCCAGGAGCAGCAAGGGGGCCCCCCGCUGUACCCAAGGCAAGAGGGGGGGCCCCCAAAGACCCUCUGGGGGGUGCAGUCACCGCGGCUGCAGCCGCCUGCUCCCGCAGCAACUGCAGCAGCAACUGCAGCAGCAACGGCAGCAGCAGCAGCAACAAACAAGCUGCCUGCUGCUGCAGGGGGGCCCCAAAUGGAGGUUUCUGUUAGCUCGACUCCUACGGGGGCCCUUCAGGUGUAUUGGCAGCAACAGCAGCAGCAACACCAGCAGCAGCAGCAGCGGGAGCAGGCAGCAGCAGUUGCUGCUGCACUCAAGGAGCAGCCCUCUGCUCAUCACCCCUCCCUGCAGCAGCGGGGAGUAUCACAUAACCUUGCUGGUCAGACCCCUGCCGCAGCAGCAGCAACAGCAGCAACAAGCAGCAGCAGCAGCAGCAGCAGCAGCGGGAGCAGGCAGCAGCAGUUGCUGCUGCACUCAAGGAGCAGCCCUCUCCUCAUAACCCCUCCUUGCAGCAGCGGGGAGUACCACAUAACCUUGCUGGUCAGACCCCUGCCGCAGCAGCAGCAACAGCAGCAACAGCAGCAGCAGCAGCAGCAGCAGCAGCAGCAGCAGAUGAGCUACGCAGCAACCCACCAACGCCCCAUAUGCGGGGUGUCUGUACAGCUCGUCCUCGACCGCAGCAAAAUACAGAGCCAGCGAAUUCGUACCCUCUCCAUCAGCCGUCUCUCUAUCAGGGGGCCCCCCACACCCAGGGGGCCCCCCACACCCUGGGGGCCCCCCACACCCAGGGGGGCCCCCACACCCAGGGGGCCCCCAAAAGAUACAAACCCUGGGGGGCCUUGGGGGCCCCCUCCACUCACAAUCAACACCAGAGAGGGAGAGAAGAUAGGGGCCCCCACACAACCGCCACGCAGAAACGAUGAUGGGACCCGGGCAUCGGAGCAGCAGCAGCAGCAGCAGCAGCAGCAACAGCAACAGCAACAGUGGCAGCAGCGGCAACCACAGCAGCAACGGCAGCAGCAGCAGCAACAGCAAGAGCGGCAGCAGCAGCAAUCACAGCAGCAGCAACGACAACAGCAGCAGCCACAGCAGCAAAUGCAGCAGCAGCAGCAACAACAGCAACAGCAACAGCAACAGCAGCAGCAGCAACAGCAACAAGAACAACCGCAGAGCAGGCAGCCCCUUACUCUGGGGGCCCCCCAGGAAGGUGCUGCAAGUGUAGGGGCCCCUGGGGGCCCCCCGGGCCCCACACCCGCCGCUAGCAGCAGACAGAUGCAGGCUGAUGCUGCAGCAGCAGCAGCAGCAGCAGCAAAGGAAGCUGCAGCAACCCCUGGGAGAUCUCCCGUUGCUGCCUCAGGAGGAAGGACGCCGAGGUCUGCUGCUGCUGUUGCUGCUGCUGCACUGGACGCAGCAGCACCGGGCUCUGCAGCAGCAGCAACAGCAGCAGCAACAGCAGCAGCAGCAGCAGCAGCAGCAGCAGCGCCUGCCACCCCUAGAUCAGCAGCAGCAGCAGCAAUAGCCCUAGCAGCAGCACUAUCUCCGCGCUCAGCAGCAGCAACAACAAAAGCAGCAGCAAAAGCAGCAGAAAUGAUGGGGGCCCCCGUACCCUCUCCCCAGUCUGUGUUGCCUGCUGGAUCAGGGGCCCCCUUAUCGGCCCCCUUAAGGGUCUCGCGCCCCCAAGGGGCCCCCCUGGGGGCCCCUCAGGGGGCCCCCCUUGGGGUCCCCCCUGGCACAAAGGGGCCCCCCCCUAUUCAACUAACACGCACACAUCUACGGCAGAUGAUACAGACACCGACGGGGGAGCCACUGGGGGCCCCCAGGGGCCCCAUGGGGGCCCCCCUACAAGAGGGUACCCGUGCACCCCGGCAGCAGCAGCAGCUGCAGCAGCAGCAGCAGCAGCAGCAGCAGCGUAGGGGCCCCUGCUGGGUCUCUGCAGCAUCCGGGGUCGCACAGUGGGCCCCCCUCCAGUGCUGCAGUGCAGCAGCAGCUACAGCAGCAGCAGCAACUACAGCAGCAGCAGCACCUGUGGCAGCUGCAGCAGCAAUACUUGAUGCAACGCUGGCAGCAGCAGCAGCUGCUGCAACACCAGCAGCAGCAGCUGCAGCAGCAGCAGCUGCAGCAGCAGCAGCUGGGCUGCAGCAGCAAUACUUGAUGCAACGCUGGCAGCAGCAGCAGUUGCUGCAACACCAGCAGCAGCAGCAGCAGCUGCAGCAGCAGCUGCAGCAGCAGCAGCUGCAGCAGGCUGCGUAUACACCCAGAGGGGCCUGCCUUCGUACCCCUUCUCUGCUCUAUGGGGCCCCCCCUCAGCAUACACCCCGAGCUGUCUGUCUGAGUGGGGAGGGGGGCCCCCCCAGUCAGCCACUACUAACUCCUUCGCAGCAGCAGCAGCAGCAGCAGCAGCAGCAGCAUUACUGGCAGCAGCAGCAGCAACAACACCAUUACCUGCAGCAGCAGCAGCAGCUGCUGCUGCAGAUGCGCCAGCAACAGCAGAGGGAGGCAGCAAAUGCCAUGCAGCAGCAGCAGCAGCAGCAGCAGCAGCAGCAGCAGCAGCAGCAGCAACAGCAGCAACAACAGCAACAACCUUCACCGCAGCAGGAACGGGAUCAUCACCAGCAGCAGCAACGCCUACCGCAGCAGCAACACCCACCGCAGCAGCAGCAGCAGCAACAGCAGCAACAGCAGCAGCAGCAGCAGCAGCAGCAGCAGCAGCACACUUCCCCUCUGCGUCGAGUGAGGGGUUUGGAUCCUCCUCCCCACGAGCAGCAGCUAACCCAGUGGGUUCAUCUCUCAGCUGAACAGAAAAAAGAGAGGGGCCCCCAAGAGGGCUCCCUGAAGACGCAAGCCAAGUAA